This is a messenger RNA of Ictidomys tridecemlineatus (thirteen-lined ground squirrel), 6150 nucleotides long. The record is from RefSeq and is a predicted model, not a curated record. NCBI's taxonomy places the organism in Eukaryota, Metazoa, Chordata, Mammalia, Rodentia, Sciuridae.
CGCUGCAGCAGUGGUGCCGGCAGCAGUGCGAGGGGUACCCCGACGUGAACAUCACCAACAUGACCACGUCGUUCCGCGACGGCCUGGCCUUCUGCGCCAUCCUGCACCGCCACAGACCUGACCUCAUGCCCUGUGGUCACAGGAAGCUGCCUGGGGACAGAGGCCUUCUGUUCCAGGCCUGAGGGCCUGCUGCCCAAGCCCCUGCUGCUGCCUUCCUGCCCGGGCUCUUCAGAAUGGCUCCCGCCCCUGGGGGCAGCCCUGGCCAGCGCUGGCCCUGAAGCCCAGCCCCGCUGCCGCCCAGUGCUGUUUGUCUCAGUGUCUCUCUGGGUUUUUGUCCCUGGAUCCCGCUCUGCUUUGGAGAAACUUCAGUGCCCUCCGGAAGGAGAACAUAUAUGAGAACAACAAACUGGCCUUCCGUGUGGCUGAGGAGCAGCUGGGUAUCCCAGCCUUGCUGGACGCUGAGGACAUGGUGGCCCUGAAAGUGCCUGACCGGCUGAGCAUCCUGACCUACGUGUCCCAGUACUACAACUAUUUCCACGGCCGCUCCCCCAUUGGGGGCAUGGCUGGUGUGAAGAGGCCCUCGUCAGACUCCGAAGAGGAACCUUCUGGGAAGGCCCCAUGCCAGCCGGCCAAGCUGCCCGCGCAUGCCCCAUGCCAGCCGGCCAAGCUGCCCGCGCAUGCCCCAGCUCGGGGGCCACCACUCUCUCCAGCUAGGACAAACCCCGUGGUCCAGAGGAAGGAUGGGGGCUCCGAGGCCUCGUCCCCGAAGACUGGCCCCGCGGUGGCAGGAAGCUCGGUCAGCAGCACCUGUGGGGUCUGCGGCAAGCACGUGCACCUGGUGCAGCGGCACCUGGCUGACGGGCGGCUGUACCACCGGAGCUGCUUCAGGUGCCAGCAGUGUUCCAACACACUGCACUCGGGGGCCUACCGAGCCACAGGGGAGCCGGGCGUCUUCGUCUGUACCAGCCACCUCCCCAGAGCUGCCUCUGCACAGCCCACACUGCCAGGCCCAACCUCCAGACAGACGGGGGCCGUCCCUGGGCACGCCUGGCCCCCCAGUGCCCCCCAGAAGGCCCAGGAGACAAAUGGGCUGAGAGAGGCAGCCCCAAAGGCCAGGCCCGUGGCCCAGGGGCCUGUAAUAGGCAAUGCGACCGCCAAGGGCUUUGUUCCCGCGGCACGGGACCCUCCAGCCACCUCCUCUCCCAUCCAUGGGAGGAGCCCAGCGGGGCCCAGGCUGUCCACGAGCCGAGUGACCUCCUCUGUGGACGGCAAAGUCAGCACACGGGUGACCAACAGCUCCCCAGUGGGGUGGUCGUCUCCUGCUCAGGGUGCAGUGGCAGCCAGCUCGCGUCCUACUGUGUCCCCAAGUGCCCCGGACCUUCGUCCUGCCACACCGCAAGGCCGGGGGACCCCCCAAGUGGCAUUGGCCCAGACCAAGCUGCUUUCGAGCUCAGGGUCCCCAGGCCCGGCGGACCCUCCGGCCUGGACCCCCUCGGCCUCCAGGACCCAGCAGGCCCGAGAGAAGUUCCUCCAGACGCCAGUGUCCCCCAGCAGUGGCCCAGCAAGCAAGGGCCCCGCUGCAGCGGAUGCCUCUCCCCGGGACAGCUGCAGAGAGCAGGCCCUGAGCUUCCUCAGGAAGGCCCUCCCGGGGCUGGAGCAGGCUGGCACCCAGGCACCCAGCAGGCCCUCCCCAGUCACCACUCCUGCCCGCAAUCCCCAUCCCCAAACUGACAGGCCACAAGCGAUUCCCGCAGCCCAAGCCUCACAUUCAGCGGCUCCCCAGGCUCGUAGCCCCCCUUCAAGGACGGAGCUGCCUCCCCCACUGAGUGUGGGCAGCACAUCAAGGCCAUCGCCCCAGGCUGGCAGAAGGAACUUGACCGUGUCCUCCAGGGUCAGCUGGACAAGUGCUGUCUCUAGGCCGAAGCCGGAGGCCCCGCCUGAAAAGGGCCCAGGUGCCAGCCCCCAGGAAAGCCAGGAGGACAGGCCAGAAGAAUGGAGGGCCCGCCUGAAGCCUGUGGACAAGAAGACCCCCGCUGGCAGGUCUUUGGAUCUGAGGGAGCCGCGAACCCCGGCAGAGCUGAGGGCGGGAGAGGCCCUCGGGAAGGUCUCGGGCGACUCCACUGGGGGUGUCUGCAUCACCCUGACCCCUGUGCAGCCUGAGGGGACACCAAGACCCGUCAGCCCCAGGUCUGGCACCUCAGCCCCUCCCCCCUCCCCCACCCUGGUCCAUCGCAGGAGACUGGCCAUCCCUGCCAAUCUCGAUGUUUCUGCUGACUGGCUGCAGCCAGAGCCCUCUGGGCAGGAAGCCCUGGCCAGAAACUGGAAGGAGGAGAAGCCCCAUCCUGAGGGCAAACCAGGGAGGCCCUUGGGCCCGGCGGGUGUGCCCACUCAGCCCGGCAAGAAGGUGACCUCCCCCGUCAGGCUGCACCCUGACUACAUCCCCCAAGAGGAGAUCCAGAGGCAGGUGCAGGACAUCGAGAGGCAGCUGGACACCCUGGAGCUCAGGGGCGUGGAGCUGGAGCAGCGUCUGCGGGCAGCAGAGGGAGAUGACACGGAGGACAGCCUCAUGGUGGACUGGUUCCAGCUCAUCCACGAGAAGCAGCUACUGCUGAGGCUGGAGUCGGAGCUGAUGUACAAGUCCAAGGACCAGCGCCUGGAGGAGCAGCAGCUGGACCUCGAGGGUGAACUGCGACGGCUGAUGGCCAAGCCUGAGGCUCUGAAGUCACCCCAGGACCAGCAGCGGGAGCAGGAGCUGCUGAGCCAGUAUGUGAACACGGUGAAUGACCGCAGUGACAUCGUGGACUUCCUGGACGAGGACCGGCUCCGGGAGCAAGAGGAAGACCAGAUGCUACAGAACAUGAUCCAGAAGCUGGGUACCUCAGGUCUCCAGAGGAAAAAGUCCAAGUUCCGCUUUCCUAAGAUCUGGUCCGCUAAGAGCAAGACUGGUCAACCCGAGUGAGCUGCCCGGCAGGGGCUGCAAUUGCCUCCCUGGACCUUGGCCCAGACCGUGCAUCUAGGCUGGAGGAGGGACUGGACUGGAGGAGCACUCUGGCCACAGGGCCUGUGCCUCCCUUUCCUCGUGGCUUCCAAAAAGAAACUAGCUGGGCGCUAUGGCGCACGCCUGUCAUCCCAGAGACAUGGGAGGCUGAGGCAGGAGGAUCGCGAGUUCAAAACCAGCCUCAGCAAAAAGAGAGGCUCUAAGUAACUCAGUGAGACCCUGUGUCCAAAUAAAAUACAAAACAGGGCUGGGGAUGGGGCUCAGUGGUCGAGUGCCCCUGAGUUUAAUCCCUGGUACCAAAAAAAGAAACUGACUGAUGUCCCUGAUGUCCUCCUCCACAUUCCUUAGGUGAGCUGGGGGCCCAGCACCAGGCCCAAGGGCCCUACCUCAGUCCAGCUCUACCCAGAGGGGAUGAGCUCUGUGGCCCUGAGUAGCAGCUGACCCUCUCUGGGCCUUGCCUGCGCUCACUGAGAAGGGUGCUCUGCCUCCUGGCUGCAUGGAGAGGCUGGACAUGAGCUUUGUGUGUGUGUGUGUGGGGGGGGGGCUGUGGAACUGAACUCAGACGUGGCCCCCAGGAGACGUGCACCUCAGGGCCUGACAUCUGAGACCUUGGCUGUUCCAAACACUGGUGGCCGGGCCCAGGAAUGGAAGACCCCUGGGUAGGGAAGGGUGUGACUGGCCAUAGGAACUCAGGACCACGGUCUGGGAGCUUAAAGAUGCCCAGUGCAGGCAGAGAGGCCAGAGGGAAGAGUCGGGAGGCAGACUGCCCGAGUGGUCACCAGGCCUGGGCCAGGUGCUCCAGCGUGGCCUGGUUCCCUGGGCCCUGGGCCUGUGAGCAGUUCUGAGCAGAGGCCCCGGAGCCUGUGUGUACUAGGGGGAAGCAGGAGGGGCUUGGGCAGUGGGCUGACGUCGCAGCUGAGCCUCUGGGGCUCCCCAGACCAAUGUCCUUAGAUCUGACCCACCUGGGGACCUGUGGCAGUGUGGCAUCUUGGCCACCAGGGGGAGGCAGAGUGCCACGCAGCAGGGAUGGGGCAGCCUGGCGCACCCCCAAAGCAGCUCCAUUUUUCAGAUAAGGAAAUCGAGGCUCAGAGAGGUGAUACAAUGUCCUGAAGCUGCACAGCACAUUAUAUGCAAGGCCGGGGACUAGAACCUGGGGUCAACCUCUGGGCUUCUAGACUGUGCCCUUGAAGGGCCGUGAGUGCUCCUGGGGGGUGAGUCAGGAGGGGAGCCAUGGGGCUUUUGGACAGGGAAGACAAGGGUGUCCAGAUACUACCUUGGGCACCUGGGCUGGGCCUGCUGGGGCCACACAGCUCCAAGGUACACCACAGGGCAAUACUCAGGAUCCAGCCACCAGGGGACCCCAGGAACAGCUGUAGGGUGCCUGGUGGCACUGGCUGGACACCCCAAUGCUCAUUAAAUGGUGCCCUGAAAGUCAAGGCCCCCAAGCACUGACCAGCACUGACCAGCAGGGAGGAUACAUUGCUGCCUGCCAGGGGCCUGGCACUCGCAGCCCCGUGUGACACUGGCCAUUGGGAUGCAGACUUAAGGUGCCCGACCUGGCCGGAUGCUGGGCUCCAGCAGCCAGUGUUGGAGCCGUGAGGCCUGUGGGGCCCUGGGGUGGCCUCUUGGGGACUGGGUGGCGCUGGUUCAUCCUGCUUGCCCUCAACUUGGAAGUGAACCAGUCCCCCCACAGCUGACCAGACAACUUGCCCUGCACCCCAGACUGGACUUGGGGCUCGGGCAAUCUCCAGAGGUGCCCCAGGGCCACCCUCUCCUGCCUGUGUACACAGGAGGCACUUAAUGUGUGCUCAGUCCUCUCUAUUCCCAGAGUGGCCUGGAACAGCAGUGUUCAUGCGUGAAUAUAGGGUGGGGGAUAAUCAGGGAGGGGCUGCCUCUGUCCCAACCCAGCCCUGUGUCCAGGGGUCCCCAGGCCUGCAGCCCCCGGGGGUCUGAAACAGGCUGGGUUGAAGGACAGUCCAGGCCUGGGCUCGCCGGGUGGCCCAUCUUCCCAGGGCCCUGUGGGGACUCCAGCCUCACCCCUCUCCACUGCUCCCAGCUCCCUGGCCUCUGUGUCACAGGCCCCUCUGCCUGAACCCCCGAGUCCUCCGUCCAGGUCCCUAUGCCCUCCUGGGAGAGGGGCCUUGGUCCCUCAGCCCCUGGAGCUCACCUGGCUUUGGCUGUUGUCCGGGCCCCUCUCUCAGGUGGAGGUUCUUGAGGUCAGGGGUCGCCUGUCCCCGCACUGUGUGUGUGUCCCCUGCUCUGGUAUGGUGCCUGGCCCCGAGCAGAGCUUGGCCGACAUCCCCUGGGGGGUGUGUGUGAAGGAGCGAGGAAACCGGGUUCCACCUGUGACGCAGGCUGUCCGCGGCCUAUGGCCUCCAGUUUGUCACCUGUGCACCAGCAAUGGAGCCCGACACUGCCUGAGCCCGACAGCGCACUGGUGAGGGCUUGAGGUCCCUGGGGGGCCUUCUGGGGUGUCCCAGAGCUGAGGGCCACACCUCUACUUGGGCCAGACCCCCACCCAGUCCCCGCAGUGUGUGUAGGGCCCGGGGUGAGAGCUGAACCCACAGCCUACCCCUGUUCCUGAGGGCCAGGGCCUGCCUGGUCACCUCCGGGUGGGCCUGGGGGUGCUCAGGGGCGUCAGGAAGACCCCAAGGGACUCAGGGGCCGGGGAAUGUGGAGCCAGGUGUGGGAGUGGACACAGCUCUGGGUGGCCCCUCCCUCUUCCCUGGAGAUCCCUAACCCCGCAGGAGGGGUGCAGCCAGAGGACAGGGCCAGGGCGGGGGCAGAGCCCUCCCACCUCGUCCCUGGUCACCUCUGCUAGCAGAAGCCUUUGACCAGGUGCGGUGGCAGUUCCGGAAGCGCAUCUGUCCCUGGUCCACCUAGGGGCCUUUCCCGAGGAAGCCCAGCCUGGAGUUUGGGGUUCUGCACUAACGAGGCCUCCCCCUUGAUGAAGACGGAUAGAGCGAACGCGGCCCAUUAAAUGGUUAAUAAAGAAGAUCCCCCACACACCUUCCUCCGCAGCCGUCCUGACACUUUAUAAAGCACAUUAGGAUGUAAUCCAAUUGAAACCGCAAUAUCGAGAACAUCUUAUCUUAUCACAAAUUGAAAUUAUAUCAUAUUCCUCUUUUCUUAAAUUAAAAAGCUAAAACCUU